Trichomycterus rosablanca is the source of this 6108-nucleotide messenger RNA. It is a transcript of the gene slc25a42, whose product is annotated as solute carrier family 25 member 42. The record is from RefSeq and is a predicted model, not a curated record. The transcript is spliced from 8 exons. Gene Ontology annotation, biological process: transmembrane transport. Bases 273 to 1244 code for a protein of 323 amino acids. Gene Ontology annotation, cellular component: mitochondrial inner membrane. NCBI's taxonomy places the organism in Eukaryota, Metazoa, Chordata, Actinopteri, Siluriformes, Trichomycteridae.
UGGAAAUAAGUAUAAAGUUAAACCGUUAACCGUUCGCUAGUGUGCGCGUGUGUGUUGAGUUAAUGUUAGCUGGCUAACCUCAGCUAAACUGAAGGGGAGUGGUUGUCAAACAGUUUGUUAAAAGUCGUUUUAUUUACAAUUUUGGAAGAAAAAGGGUACAAAACCUAGAGGAAAUUCUUCUUUUAUCUAUAUACAGAAAUUAGUCAGCGAGUGUAUGUGUGCAGCCAGCAAACCCCCCUGAGUGCUGGCUUGUAUGCAUAUAAGGGGCUGGCAUGGGGAAUGGAGUGCAGGAACACCGGAGGGCGCUCACCCAGGGUGAGGUUCUGUCACUGCCCUCAUCUAGCCAAUCAGAGGGUUUUAAACAGGGCCAGUCAGUCCUGAACUCCUUGUUCUCUGGAGCCUUUGCGGGAGCUGUGGCUAAAACAGCUGUAGCUCCUCUGGACAGGACCAAGAUCAUCUUCCAAGUGUCUUCAAACAGAUUUUCUGCCAAGGAGGCGUAUCGGUUAAUCUACCGCACUUAUCUGAAGGAAGGCUUCCUGAGCUUAUGGAGGGGCAACUCGGCCACUAUGGUGCGGGUCAUCCCGUACGCUGCCAUCCAGUUCUGUGCCCACGAACAAUAUAAGAGGCACCUGGGAAAAUAUUAUGGCUUUCAGGGCAAAGCACUGCCUCCUGUCCCGAGACUCCUGGCUGGUUCGUUAGCUGGCACUACUGCAGCAAUGAUUACUUACCCACUCGACAUGGUUCGUGCCCGCAUGGCAGUCACACCUAAAGAGAUGUACAGUAAUAUAAUGCAUGUGUUUGUGCGAAUCUCACGUGAAGAAGGACUGAAGACUCUCUAUAGAGGAUUCACUCCCACUGUGCUGGGUGUGAUUCCUUAUGCAGGCCUCAGCUUCUUUACCUACGAGACUCUUAAGAAAGUCCAUGCAGAGAGAACAGGGCAAGCUCAGCCAUACUCAUAUGAACGUCUAGCUUUUGGUGCCUGUGCUGGCCUCAUCGGUCAGUCGGCUUCGUACCCGUUAGACGUGGUGCGACGACGCAUGCAGACGGCGGGUGUGACGGGCCACACAUACAGCACCAUCUUGGGAACCAUAAAGGAGAUUGUGACCGAGGAGGGUGUCAUCCGAGGCCUCUACAAGGGCCUGAGCAUGAACUGGGUCAAAGGGCCCAUCGCAGUGGGCAUCAGCUUUAUGACUUUUGACCUGACUCAGAUCCUCCUACGUAAGCUGAGUGGAAACGCACGAUAGCCCAGCGGGAAGAGGAUGAGAUGGAUUUAGGUGGAGUAGCUACUGCAGCUCUGCUUAGGUGUGGAGAAGAGAGAGAUUAAUAAUAGAGGAUUUAAAAUACAACACUGCUGAUUUUUCUACCAGUGGAUAUGCUGCCGAUAGAGAGAAUGGGGGAGACGGUAUAAUUUGCGACAAGUUGCAUGUGCAGUUUGUGAUUUUGAUUUCUGAGUUGGAGAAUAACUUGGUACACACUGUGUGUGUGUGUGUGUGUGUGUGUGUGUGUGUGUGUGUGUGUGUGAGUGUGAGUGUGAGUGUGAGUGUGAGUGUGAGUGUGUGUGUGAGUGUGAGUGUGAGUGUGAGUGUGUGUGAGUGUGAGUGUGAGUGUGUGAGUGUGUGAGUGUGUGAGUGUGUGUGCGAGUGUGUGAGAGAGAGAGCGAGAAUGAGUUUAAUCUCCCAAGGGAGUCUGCAGUAACUUCAUGCUUCUCAUAUCUGUCAUUUACAAACAACAUGGAAAGCCUCUCAAACUUCCUAAAUCUCGCCUUUUGCUUCUGCAUUUCUGUUCACAUCUCUUUAUCGAAGUGGCCUCCUUGUCAUCUUUCCACCUUGUGAUGUAUGAUGCGCAUGAUUUGUCUUGAGCUCUAAGGCCACAUUUACAAGCCCAUUUUCGGAAAUUAGAAUUAGUCAGCAUAUAUAGAUGUGCGCAGAUCAGUUUUACCACAUGAAUUGAACUUGAAUUCAGUAAAAUCUAAAACUUAAUGAUCGAUUUCAGUUGGUAAACAUACAUAAAAAUGUCUUAUAUUUAAAAUGUCGGCCUAUGAUCUUCCUAUUUAAAUAUUUUUGGUCUUAAAUUGACUGUAUCCACACGAUAAUAGACUAGAUUGGGACUUAAAGGAUAAAAAAUAGAUAGCAUUUGUAAGCAAUAAAACCUACAUGUUUUUUUUUAUUUAUAGUUUGAAAGUAGAGCAAAUUCAUAAAAAGUUUAGUUUUUAUUUGCAGGCUGCCAUGAUAUAAACAUGUAUGUAUCAUGAUAACGUCUGGCAGUAACAGACUUCAUGCUUGUAGGGGGAUCUUUGCUUCUGCCUCGUAAACUACUAAUUAAAAAAAACCAAACGUGACAAAAAGACUUAGUACUUCUUCCAUUUAAAACACCAAAACAUAAAAAUACUCAAUGGUUAAAUAUUUCUGUUACUGUCAGACGUCUGUCUGUGGCUCUGAUAUUACUAGCGACUGAUAUUAAAUGUAAUGAUUGUGGCAUUUGAAGUGCCAUCGCUUGAUUAACAAUAUUAAUUUGAAUUUUUAUUAAAUAUUUUAUCAAAUCAAUUAAACUAAAUUAGCAUAUAUAUUGAUUUUAAUAUCCAGUCAGCUAUGAGAACGUCCCUGUUGCAAUAUGUAAUAAGAAAAGUAUCAUAAUGUUAAAUAUAUUAUGAAUGAUAACAUCCCUACUUGUAACAUUCAAUGUAUCUAAGCUCUCUCCACAUAUUGUACAUUGUCUCAUUUUCCUCAUUCACUAAAUUAGUGUGUGUUACUUUUAACACCUACAUUAGAGAUGAACCAAAGCAGAAUGUGUAAUUGUAAUCUGAACACCAACUGAUUUUUAUAAAAGUGUAGUAGAGCAGAAGGCAGUGCUGUGUACAGGAGCGUCAAGUGUCUUGGCUUUUUUCUAUCUUUAGCCUGUACUAUAUCUGAAGCCCUUGAGUGGUUGAGUGAUGAGAGCAGGUGUGUGUGUGUGUGUCCACAGUUCUGAUGCUGUGUGUAUUAGAAUGUGCCCUUUUGAGAAUGUGUGUGUUUCUGCUGCCUUUCACUCUACUUGCUUUAAAUGUUGGCUCUGUAUCCCAUGGUGCGAAUGUAGACUUAUUAUUUCAGGUAAAAUGACUAAGUGCCUACUGAAGGAACAACCGUUUCCCCCCGCAGUAACAACCCUGUGUGUUUUAAAUACAGAGUGAUCGUGUUGUGAAGUGCAGUAGGCAAAAGGUCAUUGUGAUGCCGAGCGCACAGUAUUGUAGUAACUGCAUGGUUUGUUAUAGCACAACUUUCAGCAGAUCAGUAUUUAUUGUUUUGGUGAAUCAUUUUGCAAAAGGACUGGGUGAUGUGGUGGAAAUGCACUACAUGGACAAAAGAUUUAUAUAGCUGAUACUCAGACAGUUUCAUAUCUGGUUUCUCCUUUGAUAUACCGUUCUGGGAAGCUUUUAAAUUUACAUUUACAUUUUAGGCAUUUAGCAAACGCUUUUAUCCAAAGCGACUUACAGUUCUGACGGUAUACAAUCUAACCAAUUAAGGGUUAAGGGCCUUGCUCAAGGGCCCGACAGUGGCAACCUGGCAGUGGUGAGGCUUGAACUGGCAACCUUCUGAUUACUGGACCAGUACCCUAACCACUAGGCUACAGCUGCACCAUUUGGUAUUUGCACCAUGUCUGGGGAUUUGCUUCGGUUUCCACAAGAGCAUUAGGCACUUAUCUGGUCAGGGAUUUGCAAAGCCCUCUUAUUCUUCCACACCAAACAUAGCAAACCAUUUUUAUAUGGUGGCUGCUUUGUGCACAGGAGUGUUGGUGUUGCCAUGCCAAAACAUGACGUGACAUUCUUAAUGGAAAUACAUUGUAUAUGAUUCGGAAAAAAUCUAAAUUAAAAGCGUUAAUAGUGUUCUCAAGACUUCUGGUGUCCACUGUAUGCCAAGGCUCAAUGACAGUCCGUUUGUCCUUAUGGAUCCAAGACAAACCAGGCACAGUUAGUACUUGCAAAAAGCAGCUGGCGCCAUCCAGUGGACACAUUAGGAACUCCAGGCUGCAUUUCCCUUUAUAUUUUAUUUAACUUACCAGUAUUAAAUAUAUUUAAAUUCAGAACUCAUUAAGUGCCGUCCCUACUCAGGAAAUCCAUAAAGUUCCUGACCUGUUCUCUUACUAAUGUUGUAUUCAGAGGCAGUCUGGAAUUUGGUAGUCAGACUUUGUAAUGCUCUAAAUGCUCCAGCACAGAGGACCCAUAUUUAUGAAUGAAGUAAAUAUUACAAUAGCAUUUAAGAUGCAUUGAGUUUUUGGUAUCAUGAUCCUGAUACUGCAGUCAUAUCACCCAGUACUACUUGCAAACAGUGUUUAGUAACUUGUUAAGAAAGUGAAUGAUACUGAUCACAUCUGUUUAAUGAAAACACCUUGUGAAAUGUUGAUAUCUGCAUUUAAAUCUCAAGUCUCAUUCAGACGUUUGCUCUGUUGUAGUGGUGUUGAGUAUUGAUAUAGUUUAAUAGAGCUAUAGGUUUUAUUUUAUCAUUCGCACAAGUCAGAGUUAAAACUGCCUUAUAUGAACAAAAAGAAUUAACAGUGAUUUAUUGACUAAAUCUAGUCUGUGUUCUUAAAAUAAAAACAUUACUACUAACAGACAAUCACUUUAUGCCAAAGCACAACUUCUAGUAGGUGAAUCUUUUAUUUAACAUGAAGGUACUCAAGGAUUCAUAUUAACAUCUACAAGCUAAGUAGUACAGCAGUGUAGACAAUCUUUAAAACUUAUUUUUAACCCCCCUGCUAGCAAAAUAGUUUGGCUAAAUUCUAAUUUAUACAAUUAAAUCAAUAUUUUUUUUUAAAUGUAAUUAACUACAUGUAUGACAUUUUACUUUUCCACUGCAGCUAUGAGACUGUUAACAUGUAAUUGAAGUUUGUGUCACUUAAAUUGUAUUUCCUUAAAGUGUAACAGUCACGCUUAACUAAUUAAAAUGUUCUUUUAUGCCUUUUUUAUGUAAAGAAACCCAAAACGAACGUGAGAUUUCUAACAUAAACAGUCUAACGUGGAGCUUUAAGGUUUCUGUGCUUUGCCACACACAGACGUUGUUUACAAUGAUUUAAACACAUUGGCAGCAGCUAAACACUUUUCUAUCCUCACACGUUCUCAGCUCUUCAGAGUGAUCUGAUGAACAGUGGCUUUGCUCCUUAACAGACUUUGACAAAACGAGUCUAUUCUAGUAGUUUUCUUAAUCUUAACAUGCAAAAGGAAUCCAUAGUUGUGAAGUAUAGUCGGUAAUAUGUUAUGCUUGUAUUAAAACAGUGCAGGUACAAUUAUUAUUAUUAGAUUUUAUUUUGAGUGGAUAGUUGAUCACACGAAUGUUUUGGUGUGUAACUGUGCCUUUUUAAAUACAUGUCCUAAUCCUAAUUUAAUUACUUUAAAUUAGGUACUAAUGGUGUAACUUCCUCUAUGAACAAAUAAUAUAGUACAAUAGCAAAGAUAAAACUGUAUUAAUAUAUUUAAGGUGGAACUGUCAUAUAUGUAUAAUGCCAUAGCUUUGAGAACAAAUAAUUUGAGAACAAAAUGAAGAUUAAUAUGUUAAGUAUACUAACAUUCAAGUAAUAAAUGUCCCAUUUAUUAUUAAACUACAUAAGAGUUUUUCUGCUGGACUUAAAACUGUAGGUCACUAAAACGUGCUUUAUCCAUAAUCCUGAAUUUCCAUCUUUACUGCACUGGCCUUUAUGCACAAUUUUCCAGUUUGCAAGAUCACUUGUACCCAGCAUUAGAUGGUUUAUUACUGCAUUGGCAGGGUGGGUAAUGAAGGCAGCAAUACAGUGUUGAACAAAAACAAACAGGGCUCCGUCUCUCUGGAACGAUCAGAAAAUGUGAUGUUUCUCUUAGUUUGACUACUUUUAUUAGUGCAAAACCAAACACGAGACACCAACCACAUCUUGGUUGAUUAACUACACAAAAGUAAGGAGAAACUGGACGACAUACGUGUUUUUUUUUCACGGCUGAUUUGUUAGUCUGUGCUGAUGUAAAUAACAUUUGCUGUUUCAGGUGUCAGUGAUCAGUCAAUGCAAAUGUAUCUAAUCUUAAUUAAGGCUUCUAACUGCCAAGCUGCUUUUUGUAAAUUUUAAUGUAAUGUGCCAAUGAAUGUCCACAUUAAACUAAUGAGAUUGAAA